Neolamprologus brichardi is the source of this 10049-nucleotide messenger RNA. NCBI's taxonomy places the organism in Eukaryota, Metazoa, Chordata, Actinopteri, Cichliformes, Cichlidae. The record is from RefSeq and is a predicted model, not a curated record.
CCCUCAACCCCCUCUAACGGAUGCUGAGACUGAGCUCCUGUGCGCGCGAGCUCUGGUAGCAGCUCAAUCUCCUCCUCAUCCUGCAAAGAUGUCGCAUGAGCUUCUCCUCACACGUUUGUUUUCUUUCCUUUUUCUCCCACUGCCCUUCACAGUUCGCCGAAUUUGGUUAAAUUAGCUGCUUUCACAGCAGGGAGUAGCUAUCCUCGUCCAGGCACACGGACGCCCCCUCCCCACAACGGAGGUGUUUAAACCCUCAACCGGCGCAUUACCUCUCUCUCUCUCUCUCUCUCUCUCUCCAACCGCCGCAGAACUCCGCCGACCAACCGUCAGGUGACCGCGCGGAGCGGAAUAUUUACCCGCACGGCCGUCGACUUUCAUCCCUUCACUCCUUCGGACUCCAGGCAACGGGAGCUGCCGCAUUCCCUGUCCCCCCGUGUCUUCUCAUCCGGUUUGGGACAUUCUCCACUCCACGCACACGCAGAUUAACCGGGAUUCUGCCUCCCCACCCGCGCGCUGAUGCUGAUGUCCUUGAGCUCGGCCUGGACGGUCCUGGUGUAGCUACCUCUGAACUGGCUCCACAUCCUGUCUCUUAUUUGCCUUGAUCGCCCCUCUCUCCAUCCAUUCAUCAUCCCUUCAUCCCCAUCAGUAGCCCAACAGCUGGUCCACCUGACCGUACCUGCAUCUGUCCAUGGACUGGCCGUGACUCUGGAGGGAGGGGGACAGAAACAAGGAAAGAGUUGAGUCGCAGAGGAGACGACAGAAGAGAAAACUGGAUUCAUUCAGAUGUCACGCUUCUGAAGUGGCCCUGCUCGCUGUCCUUCACCCCCUCAUCCUCCUCUUCAGCCUUCUUCAGUUAUGGAGAUUUAAAGGAGCAGUGAGAGACUAUUGCCAAGACAUUAAAGUGAAAAAAAUACAUAUUACCCUGAUAUAAAAUCAUUUUUGAAUAAAACAUUUAGUCAGAAACAGGAUUGUUGAGCACAUGAACAACCCUCCAGAAUCCAAACCAAAGGGGGCCUGAGUAGACAACGGAGAGAAAGAAAAUCACACACACACAAAACCUUUUACUGACAUGUCAACAACAGCCACAAUGGGUGAAAUGGCAAACAGCGCUGUGGAGUUUUACCCCAAAGGGACACGAGGUGGGGGUGGAGGAGGAGGAAGGGCAGAUGGCAGCCAUGCAGGGGGAGACUUUGGGGUCACAGUGAAGGAGCUCAGGGAGCUGAUGGAGCUCCGAGGGGCUGAGGCCCUACAGAAGAUACAGGACAGCUAUGGAGACACAGAGGGUCUCUGCCGGCGACUACAGUCCAAUACCACUGAUGGUCUCAGUGGGGAGCCGGCAGACCUGGAACGUCGGGGCCAAACCUUCGGCCAAAACUUCAUUCCCCCCAAAAAGGCCAAGACGUUCCUGGAACUUGUGUGGGAGGCCUUACAGGAUGUCACACUUAUCAUUUUGGAGGCCGCUGCCAUCAUCUCCCUUGGCCUCUCCUUCUACCAGCCUCCUGGAAAAGAAACUGAAUCAUGCGGGAAUGUGUCGGCGGGUGCAGAGGAUGAAGGCGAGGCAGAUGCUGGCUGGAUUGAGGGCGCUGCCAUCCUGCUUUCUGUUGUGUGUGUUGUCUUGGUGACAGCGUUUAACGACUGGUCCAAAGAGAAGCAGUUCCGGGGUCUACAGAGUCGAAUUGAGCAAGAGCAGAAGUUCACUGUUGUGCGAAAAGGAAACGUCAUCCAGAUCCCUGUGGCUGACAUGGUGGUGGGGGACAUGGCUCAGGUCAAAUAUGGUGACCUACUGCCAGCUGAUGGUAUCUUGGUCCAAGGAAAUGAUCUGAAGAUAGAUGAGAGCUCUCUUACCGGAGAGUCUGACCAUGUACGCAAAUCUGUGGAUAAGGACCCCAUGCUGCUCUCAGGUACCCAUGUGAUGGAGGGCUCGGGGAGGAUGCUGGUGACAGCUGUUGGUGUCAACUCACAGACAGGCAUCAUCUUCACUCUCCUGGGAGCUGGAGAUGUGGAGGAAGAUGGGAAAGAGAAGAAAGGAAAGCAACCUGAUGGUGCAGUGGAGAACAAUCAGAACAAAGCCAAAAAACAGGAUGGGGGAGUUGCCAUGGAGAUGCAACCUCUGAAGAGUGCAGAAGGAGGAGAGGUAGAGGACAGAGAGAAGAAGAAGACCAAUGUUCCAAAGAAAGAGAAGAGUGUGUUGCAGGGAAAGCUCACAAAACUGGCUGUUCAGAUUGGCAAAGCAGGUUUGGUGAUGUCAGCCAUCACUGUCAUCAUUUUGGUGCUGUUCUUUGUCAUCAACACAUUUGUCGUUGAAGGUCGCUCAUGGUUGCCAGAGUGCACUCCAGUCUACAUCCAGUACUUUGUCAAGUUCUUCAUUAUUGGAGUCACUGUGCUGGUUGUUGCUGUCCCAGAAGGCUUACCUCUCGCUGUCACAAUCUCUCUGGCUUACUCUGUCAAGAAAAUGAUGAAAGACAACAACCUUGUACGGCACCUUGAUGCGUGUGAGACCAUGGGUAAUGCUACGGCCAUCUGCUCUGACAAGACAGGCACCCUCACCACGAACCGCAUGACUGUAGUGCAGGCUUACAUCGGUGAUGUGCACCACCGUGUGAUCCCAGAACCUGGACAAAUCAACCCCCGGACACUGAAUCUGUUAGUCAAUGCUAUCGCAAUCAACAGCGCCUACACCUCCAAGAUCUUACCACCUGAUGUGGAAGGGGGUUUGGCAAAGCAGGUGGGCAACAAGACAGAGUGUGGCCUGCUGGGAUUUGUAUUAGACCUACAACAGGACUAUGCCCCCAUCAGAGAGCAGAUCCCUGAGGAGCGACUGUACAAGGUGUAUACAUUCAACUCAGUGCGUAAAUCCAUGAGCACGGUGAUCAAGCUGCCUGAUGGUUCCUUCCGGCUUUACAGCAAAGGAGCAUCUGAAAUCAUGUUAAAGAAGUGUUCCUACAUCCUCGAUGCCAAUGGAGAAUCUCGCAGUUUCCGCCCACGUGACAGAGAUGAGAUGGUAAAACAGGUGAUUGAGCCCAUGGCAUGUGAGGGGUUGAGGACCAUAUGCAUUGCAUACCGUGACCUUCCAUCCAAUCCGGAACCAGAAUGGGACAACGAGACAGAGAUAGUAACGGAGUUGACCUGCAUCACUGUAGUUGGGAUAGAGGAUCCUGUACGGCCUGAGGUGCCAGAAGCCAUCCGUAAGUGUCAGCGUGCAGGCAUUACAGUGCGGAUGGUGACUGGCGAUAACAUUAACACAGCCAGGGCCAUUGCUGCUAAAUGUGGCAUCAUCCACCCCGGAGAUGAUUUUAUCUGUCUAGAGGGCAAAGACUUUAACCGACGAAUCAGGAACGAGAAAGGAGAGAUUGAACAGGAGCGUAUCGAUAAAAUCUGGCCCAAACUGCGCGUGCUGGCUCGGUCCUCACCAACUGAUAAACACACUUUGGUUAAAGGCAUCAUUGAUAGCAGCGUUGUAGAACAGAGGCAGGUUGUUGCAGUAACAGGAGACGGAACUAAUGACGGCCCAGCUUUGAAGAAGGCUGAUGUGGGCUUUGCCAUGGGUAUCGCAGGGACGGACGUGGCUAAAGAGGCGUCUGACAUUAUCCUGACUGAUGACAACUUCAGCAGCAUUGUCAAGGCGGUGAUGUGGGGAAGAAACGUCUACGAUAGCAUCUCCAAGUUUCUGCAGUUCCAGCUCACAGUCAACGUAGUGGCUGUCAUCGUGGCCUUCACCGGGGCCUGUAUCACCCAGGACUCUCCCCUGAAGGCGGUGCAGAUGCUGUGGGUGAAUCUGAUCAUGGACACGUUUGCUUCUCUGGCCCUUGCUACCGAGCCCCCCACUGAGGCCCUGUUGCUACGAAAGCCUUAUGGCCGGAACAACCCGCUCAUUUCACUGACCAUGAUGAAGAACAUCCUGGGCCAUGGAGUGUACCAGCUGGUCAUCAUCUUUACCCUGCUGUUCAUAGGGGAACGAAUGUUCAACAUUGACAGUGGUCGUAAUGCUCCGCUUCACUCCCCGCCCUCUGAGCACUACACCAUUAUCUUCAACACCUUUGUCCUCAUGCAGCUUUUCAACGAGAUCAAUGCUCGCAAAAUCCAUGGAGAGAGAAAUGUUUUUGAUGGCAUAUUUUCUAACCCAAUCUUCUGCUCCAUUGUUUUGGGAACUUUUGCUGUGCAGAUUGUGAUUGUGCAGUUUGGAGGGAAACCCUUCAGCUGUGCUCCUCUCAACAUCGAGCAGUGGCUUUGGUGUCUGUUUGUGGGAGUUGGAGAGCUGCUCUGGGGGCAGGUGAUCGCUACAGUUCCUGCAGAGCGACUGCCGUGUUUGAAGGAGGCGGGACUGGGACUAGAACCAGGGGAGGAGGAAGGGGAGGAGCUGGCAGAGGAUGAGGAGGAGAUCGACUGUGCAGAAAGAGAGCUGCGCCGUGGACAGAUCCUCUGGUUCAGAGGCCUCAACCGUAUCCAGACCCAGAUGGAGGUAGUGAGCACGUUCAAGCGAAGCGGUUCGUUUCAGGGAGCGGUGAGACGGCGCUCCUCUGUGCUCAGUCAGCUCCACGACAUGCGAGUGGUGAAAGCAUUCCGUAGUUCACUGUACGAGGGCCGGGAGAAACCGGAAUCCCGCAACUCCAUCCACAACUUCAUGGUCCACCCAGAGUUCCUCAUCAAUGACCUCAUCCACAACAUCCCGCUGAUCGACGACACCGAUGUGGAUGACGAAUCAGAACUCAGCAGAUACCAGCACCUGCACCCGGCCCUCCGCAAGCCGCCCCCGCCUCCCACCCAGCCCCAACCCCCGCCUCGCACCCAUCCCACUCGUCCCUACCGCCAGUACAGCCUCCCAGUGACCCCAUGCAACCGAAACAACAACAACAACAGCAGCAGCAGCAGCAGCAGCAGCAUUGAUUCAAUGGUCGCCUACAGCAACCGAAACAGCACCAACGCAGUCAUCACCUAUAACCGAAGCCCCCGUCAUCACCACCACCACCUCCACCAUAAUCAUCAUGGUAGGGACAGGCCGGUGAAACCCUCAACCCCCUACCCGGCCCAUCUCUACUGUGUGGAGACCUCCUUAUAACUGAGCUGAACUUGGGUUUGGGAGGGGGAUGGAAAAAGGGGGGAUGAAGUUAGGGUGAGAACAAGAGAGGGCUGAGGACACACACAUGACAUUUUCAUCUAAUCGCCCUUUCAACAAGCUCGCAAGAGGGAGCAAAGGACAAGGAGGGAGUGGACAAUGGCCGGAGACUUCUGCUUACAACUCCCUGAGAACAUGUUGCCACUUUCCCUCCCUUUGCCCUUACUCCAGCCCUCUCAGUCUGACUCCCCACCUUCACCCCAGUCCCUCCCCUCCUUUACCCACAAAACCAUCCAACUCAGUCUGUCACCCCCCUCUUGUGGAACCCUACUCACCCUGCCCAGCUGCACACCGACUUCAUGCACGCUCUUGUCACACACACCUGCAGGUCUGCUUUGGCAGGGUCUGAGUGGGGGGUGGGGUGGGGUGGGGGUGGGGGUGGGGGGCAGACAUCCAGAAGAAAACCACACAUCCCUUAAUGCUUCAGCAGAACAAGGCCAUGCGGCUAUGGGGGCUGACUCACUCCAUUUCUAUUGGUGUUCAUCAUUAAUGUUGUUGUCACCCACUUUCCACCACCAUUUAUCUGCCACCAUUUAUCUGGGUAGAUUCUGCAGCCGCUUCAAAGUCACUACUUUGCUUGUAAUAUAAGUAAAACGCUUUGUUAAAGCUUUAACAGUCAUUUCCAUUUCCCAUUCAUUUAUUUCCCAACAUAAUGGUGCUCAUUUAUUUCGUUCUUAUAUAUCAUUUUAUUUCUUCUCAGAAACUUUGAGUUAUUUUUCUUUCAUCCCUCUUUCUCGUUCAUUGUGUGUACGUGUAUUGUCUUGUCUCUUCUAAAAAAAACAAACAAAAGCAUAACAAAAACAGGCUGCUGUUCAUUUAAAUACAAUGGCUGCGACAAUGUCUAAAAGAUCAGGGCAUUUCUAUCUAUGUAUCUGUCUAUAGAUACAUAGAUAUAAAUGUUUGGGAAGCAACAACACAGAACUCAUUCAUUACCUCACUUUGUGUUUGAAUGCUGCCCCAUUUGUUCACAUGACCUGUUAUCUAGAAUAUUGCUCUGAGAUGAACAGUGUAUGAGAUGUCAUGUUAAUUUGGAUAUAUACAUGUCUACGUACUGUGUAAACUUAAUUUCAAGCCUCCUGCCAUAUCCCCAGUAUGCAUGGGGAAUAUCUGCACCUGUCACCUUGGGCAACCUCCAUGGCUGACAUCCUCUUCCAGUCCCUUCAUUUCUGUUCCGUGUCCCAUCGUCUUCUCUCUUGCUGUUCCUCCUUUGCUCAUUUUGUCGCAUUACGUCCACGAGUUUGUCGGUGCGUGUGUGUCAGCUUUUUUCUUUUUGAUAAAAAAGCUGAAUGCUUGGGAAGCAUUAACCCUUUAAAUGCCAUCAAACACGCAAUGCACAGGCGAAGGCCCUUUAAGACUUAACGUGCACUCGGUUGGAAGCCCCUCCUGCUCACAUGAUCAGGUCGUCUCUGUUACGUAACCAGCGCCCUCUGCGCAGACAAAAGGAUUGUGCCAUUUUAACCUGCUCAUUGUCUCAACCACAUGCCCGUGUCUAAUGUCAGUGUUCACUUUUACAUAUCAGGUACAACCAAGAAGAGCGUAUUGUAAACGUUAUUAUGUCCUUGCGCAUUCCCCUCCAUUACUAUGUACAGGUCAUCGAUUGGGAUACCUUUAAGGAUAUAAGGCUAUGUGUUUUAGCUAGUUAGCUCCAUUUAGCAUAAAGAGCUAGCCUAACUUAUUCAGAAACACCUGUAAAGCACUCCAAUUACCACAUGACAUCUCCUUUUUAAAUUUUUGAGUUAUGCAAUUUUAUUGCUUUUGUUUUGUUCCAGGGAAACAAGCAAAAUCUUAGUUAAAGUCUGACAGCUAUUCAUCACAAUAUCUAUGAAAACAUAUGACACACAGAUAAGAAUCUGUAAAUGCCAUCCUAAAUGCAGAUAUAACAAUAGUAGUGAGUGAAGGCUGAUAGUGUUUGAUACAGGGGUUAAGCCUAUACAUUGAUGGUUCUGUAACCUUUGAAAAACACAGGACACGUGCAGGUCAAAAUCUCUUCUCUCUUGGCUGUCAAGAGACAUCAAACUGCUACAAGAAAGAGCAGCAUUGUGGUGACAGUGGACUGUGCUGCAGGAGGAUGUUUUAGACAGCAAACAAGAGGAACUGCUGCUGCUACACCACAAACCUCACAGUCCCAUAAUGGUCUCAUAGUUGUUGACACAUUAUUUCCAUUUAUUUCCACUUUAUGCUGUUUAUGCAGGUCCAAGUCUCAUUUAUGAAAUUAUUUUAAAAUUAAAACUGGAUGCAAUAAAGAUUUCAGGGCUUAAAAUAUCCCCAGCCAGACUCUGGACAGCAGGCUCAUGAAACAGGUAGUAAGUUUUCUUUGUGACACUAAUCUAGAUCUAUUACAGUUUUUACAACAGAGCUUUCUUAAGGUUUGCUGUUGUGGUGCCUCAUCAUAUAAAAGGUGAAAGGGCAUGGAAUUUAAACUUACUGCAUUUCAUUCACUUUUCAACACACAUCCAGGAAAUAAGGCCAAAGCCUCUGGUAACAAACACAAGUAUCAACCAAGUCCUUUCCAGGUCAUAGCCCUUAAAAACAUAGCCAGCAACUACAUUACUGUACAUCUGUUCGCUCUUCAAUAUGUCAUACCAUGGUGUGAUGCAGUGCAGAAGGAGAUAUGACUCAACUCAAUUUCAGUGUAAAAGAAUAGUACAGCUCACUAGUGUUUAAAAAACAAACAAACAAUUAACCACAAUUACCCAUAUAAAAAAACAUCUGGUUAGACAUUGCAAACAGUGAAGUAAAUGUAGGCUUGCUAAGCUGGAAACCAAUCAUCUAAACUUUGAGAAUCCCUAAAAGAAAUGGUUAGAAAUAGAAGGAUAAGUCAUGGUUUUAGGAAGGUUUGUAUGCAGAGUGAUUUAUGGGUCAGGCUAAGUACACUUCUGUAUUAAACCACAUCUAACCUGUGAGCUUUAUACGUGCUGCUAGAAGAACUGAACUGUUUCUAGUCUUUAUGUCAAGCUAAGCUAAACUAAGCUAACUUCCUGCUGAACCCAUGCCUUUAUCUCACUCACUACAAGAAACCCAGUCAGCCACUUUGCCAGACAUUAUGUCUAAGCUGCCAACCUAAAAGGCCAUAACACACUGCAUGAGCACACAGCCCACCGAAAACAACAAAAGAAGAGAAAAAGAAAAAUCAGAUAUCCACCAUAGUGACGACACCAGUGACAUCACCUCCACCUUGACAUUCCAUGGAACAUACAUUCCAAACAUCACAUUCCAGAGCAGCUGUGAGCGCGCCCUCCUGUAUCCCAUAUUGUACUAGGUGUGGGUGGACCGCUGACUUCAUGUUGCCUCAGAGUGUGACACCUCAAAGCAAUGCAAACUCCUGCUACCUCCCCUUUCUCUGCCCCUCCACCUCCCCUGCAGCUGACCUGUCCCACCGCCAGACUAAGGCAAGGGCAGACGAUAUGCAAAAGACUGCCAUGUCGACAAACGCACCCAACCAUAGGAUUAAAACCACAGCGAGAGAACGCAUCUGUCCUGCUUGUUCUGUUUCAGUAAGUGCGCAGGGCUUUCUGGGAACACCCUUACCUGUACAGAACUCUUGUCUUCUUGAAUGCUCAUCAUCAUCGUCACCACCUUAAACUGACCCGAGCUGGGUGGGGCAGGUGGUGACACUGUAUUGGUCUGUCUGUUUUGAAGCAUGCAUUUGGUAUCAUUAAUGUCAUUCUUUAUGUGUUGGUAAGUCAUUUAGGCUACUGAUCUCUCCACAUCUGCUCUCUUCCUCUCGCUCACUCUCUUUCUGUCUCUCACAGACACACACGCAUGCAUGCGCACAUCCUGCUCAAGUCUCCUCUAUUUCAGCACAGCUACAUCAGUGCUUUUUUCUAUAUGUAUGAAAACACGCACACACACACACACACCAGACUACAGGGCGAUAAUCUCAAGUGGUGUAAAUUUGAUUGUCCAGCCAUCUCUGUCCAUCUGUCCAGCCAUGUUACAUCAUGUUGUGAGCCAGAUUCACAAAAGACAAAACAAUGUGAAGAAGAAUAUAUUUAUCAGAAUUAUUUAUCAAAAUUCUAAAUUGUACAACUGCACCACUGUACAGAUCGCCCAAAUGUGCACAUGUGGAUCUUUGAUUUACAGGUACUAUGUUCCUGUUACACUUUUUUUUUUAAAAUGUUUCUUUCUUUUAUUUGAAUUGCUUUUUGUAAAGAGAGGAACAACAAAAUGGAAGCGCUUGUAUUAUAUUGUUAUUAUUAUGAUUAUUAUUCUUGAUUUUCUCCACCGGUGCUCCCACUGAUGGAAAGACAGUUGCACAUUCUCCUGAGCAUAUUCUGAGGGCUGUGUUUUCUGUCCAGUGAACAGCCCCUGAAGUGUGCAGAGGUGCAGAGAUGCUUACAGUCUCUUAAGACCAGAGACACCACUCUAUAAAUAGAGAACAGGAGAUACAAAUGUACCUCAUUAUAGUCUGAAAGACUGGACAAAGUGGGGACCCAGAAGAUGAAGAAUCAGAAGGCGAUGCAGAGCUAGAGACUGCAGAAGUGCAGUGCUUCCAUGUGCUGUUUAGGCUGCUCUUUUAGAUCUGCCACCAGUAUUUACUGCCAUGUUACCACAGGAACAAAUGAAGGCUUUUACAUUAUUCAUUAUACAUACUAUUGUAAAUAUUAUGUGUGGAAUGGUCCCCCUUCUUGCACAAAACAGUCCUGUUCUGCAGACAGAAAAUGCAGCCUUAACUGUGCUGAAAUAAAAAAAAAAAAGACCAAAAAAAAGAAAGAAAAAAAAACAAACCAUGAAGACUAUUGAAUAUAUUAAAGAGUUAUCUGCCUGUUAUUUAAGCGAAUAAAUAUCUAUAUAUGAGAAAGAACACACCUGUAUACUGUAGACCAAGUCUGUAUGGAAAUCUAAGAGAAUUUAAUGGGAAUUAAGUCCAACACCUUUUGUCUGUAUGAAAGAAAAAAAAUACAAAGUAUUCUACAAUAAUAACUUUGACAAAGUU